AUGAUUAACAAUAAAAAUAAAACAGAAAAUAUAGUUACAAAUAACGAUAAACAAAUAAAAGAUAUUCAUACAACUGAUUAUAUUAUUGAUUUAUUAUCAAACAUAAUAAAUUCAAAAAAUAUACAAAAUAUAACAGAAAACAAUAAUAUUUCACAUUCUUUUAACAUAGAAACUUUUUAUAAACUUUAUGAAAUAUGUACAAAACAUACUAUUAAAACAUCAACAUCUAUUAAAACAUAUAUUAAUAUUAUAAUAAAAUUUAUAAAACUAUUAAUAAUAUAUCUAAUUGAAAAAUAUUAUUAUAACUUUAACGAUAUUUACUUUAUACUAAAAUCAAGCAAAGAUAUAGAAACUUUUAAUUUUUAUACCAGUUUCAACAAUUUAAAGACAUAUUUAAAUUCUUUCAUACAAAAAAAAAAUAAACCAGGUACAAGACUUAGUGUUUAUUAUAUCAUACUAUUACUGGUAUAUAUAUAUUUUGGUCCUAUAUCAUGGUUUUUAAUAAGAGUUCUUACUGAUGCUCAAAACUGGAUGGAACAUACUUUGGAUACAAUGGUUAUCUUACCACUUCCAUUUAUACAGUAA
Molecule: messenger RNA, 585 nt
Organism: Theileria parva strain Muguga
Lineage: Eukaryota; Apicomplexa; Aconoidasida; Piroplasmida; Theileriidae
Exons: 1
Coding region: 1-585 (194 amino acids)
Source: RefSeq, a predicted model, not a curated record